AUGGCUGUAAUAGAUCAUGUACAUGAGCACCACACUGUCCCCACACUAAGUGCAUCUCAACCAAUAUUCUACACUAUUAAUAGCCUCAAAGCAGUCUGGGUUAAAGGUCAACGUUCUACUACUGGGAAAGAUCUGGUAGUUGGAUUUGUUGCAGGAGUGGUGAAUGUGUUGCUGACAACUCCACUCUGGGUGGUAAACAUCAGACUGAAGCUGCAGGGGGAAAAAUUUAGGAAUGAAGACAUUGUACCAACCAACUACAAAGGAAUUGUUUAUGCUUUUCACCAGAUCAUUCGAGAUGAAGGAAUCUUGGCUUUAUGGAAUGGCAUGUUUCCUUCCUUGCUGUUGGUCUUCAAUCCUGCCAUCCAAUUCAUGUUCUGUGAAGUUAAACGGCAGCUUUUAAAGAAACAAAUGAGGUUUUCUUCUCUGGAUGUGUUCAUCAUUGGUGCAGUAGCCAAGGCAAUUGCGACCAUAGUCACCUAUCCCAUGCAGACAGUACAGUCAAUUCUGAGAUUUGGACGUCACAGACUAAAUUCAGAAAACAGAACACUGGGGAGUCUUUGGAAUAUUCUGUAUCUUCUUCACCAACGAAUAAAGUGA
This is a messenger RNA of Manis javanica (Malayan pangolin), 597 nucleotides long. The record is from RefSeq and is a predicted model, not a curated record. Lineage: Eukaryota; Metazoa; Chordata; Mammalia; Pholidota; Manidae.